GAUUAUAUACCUGGAUACCUGCAACCCGAUACCCAAAAGAAACUUCGAAACACCAUCAAAAAGGGUCUCGGGGAAAGAGACAGGAAAUCAGGCUAUGUAUAUGCGCUGAACGUGUUCGACCCCGAGAACGAGGGAAAGCUCUCACUGAAAAUUGGGUAUACUGUCAGAGCUGUCAAGAAACGCCACGCAGACUGGAAAGCACAAUGCCGUUCAUAUAUAAAAGGGGUCCGCGGGUGGUGGCCUGAGACUAUAAAAGAACGUGAAGAUGAUGACGAGGUCUCGAUACAGAAGCUCCUUGAAAAUAAUAUGGAGGGCGUCGUCGGUCCGAUAGUUGUUCAGCUCGAGCGGCUGGUACAUAUUGAACUCCAGGAUCUUGCAACACACGCUCCUUAUCUGCGUCCCGAUUUUCCUGACGUUCGCUUGUCGGAUGUACAACGUCUGUCAGAGGCUGCUCCUAUUAAAGUCUGUGAUGACUGUAAGAAAAAACACAAGGAAAUAUUCUCAUUCAGGCGAGUCGAGAAAGGUAAAUUCUUUGGGAGAGAAUGGGAAGGUAUCAUCAAACCUGUGAUAAGGAAGUGGGGAUCAUUCCUGGUGAAUUAUUUUGCUGAAGGUGAUGUACGGGUUUUGAAAAAGACUCUUGGACUCGAUUCUGUUAUCUAUCGCGAAGGUCUACCUGUGGACGAUGUUAGUUUUUCUUGA
Molecule: messenger RNA, 699 nt
Organism: Suillus paluster
Lineage: Eukaryota; Fungi; Basidiomycota; Agaricomycetes; Boletales; Suillaceae
Exons: 3
Molecular function (GO): protein binding
Source: RefSeq, a predicted model, not a curated record